Molecule: messenger RNA, 1760 nt
Organism: Bradysia coprophila
Lineage: Eukaryota; Metazoa; Arthropoda; Insecta; Diptera; Sciaridae
Gene: U2af50
Product: U2 small nuclear riboprotein auxiliary factor 50
Biological process (GO): mRNA processing
Cellular component (GO): nucleus
Molecular function (GO): RNA binding
Source: RefSeq, a predicted model, not a curated record
UGUAAACCCAGGAUGGCAUCUUCAGCCAUUUUCCGUAAAAUAAAUUGACGUUUAGCUCUAACAGAGUAAAAGACACCGUGGUACGAUUAAAUUGGAGCAAUUAAAAGUGCCCGAAAGGAAUUAAAAGACGUCGAAAAGUUGACUAGAAUUGUGUAGAGCAAAUAGAUCGGAAGCAAACAUAAUCCAUGGGUGCCGAAGAUCGUGAACCGCGUGGUGGAGUUGGUGAGCGCGGAAACACUAGACGCCACAGAUCCAGAGAUCGGUCUCGUACACCACGCCGUCGGAGUCGGUCUCGCGAUCGUCGUCGUAGUCGGUCCCGAUCACCGCGUGGCGGAAAGAAUGGAAACCGUUCACGUAGACGUAAGCCUUCACUGUACUGGGAUGUUCCGCCACCGGGCUUCGAGCACAUCACACCACUGCAAUACAAAGCGAUGCAAGCAGCCGGUCAAAUUCCAGCGAACAUUGUUGCGGAUACGCCACAAGCGGCCGUGCCAGUAGUGGGAAGUACAAUCACCAGACAGGCAAGGCGACUGUAUGUCGGCAACAUACCGUUCGGUGUAACCGAGGAAGAAAUGAUGGAAUAUUUCAAUCAACAAAUGCAUUUGUCUGGCUUGGCACAGGCAGCCGGUAAUCCGGUUCUGGCCUGCCAAAUAAAUUUAGACAAAAAUUUUGCAUUUUUGGAAUUCAGAUCUAUCGAUGAAACGACCCAAGCAAUGGCAUUCGAUGGCAUCAAUUUCAAGGGACAAAGUUUGAAAAUACGUCGACCACACGAUUAUCAACCGAUGCCAGGAAUGACUGAUGGUGGCGGCGGAGCGGUAACUGUGCCCGGUGGAGUGAUCAGUACGGUUGUGCCCGAUUCACCACACAAGAUUUUCAUUGGCGGUUUGCCCAAUUAUUUGAACGAAGACCAGGUAAAAGAGUUACUCCUUUCAUUCGGACAACUACGUGCAUUCAAUUUGGUCAAAGAUGCCGCAACGGGGCUGAGCAAAGGUUACGCUUUCGCCGAAUAUGUAGACUUCAACAUUACAGAUCAGGCAAUUGCCGGUCUAAAUGGCAUGCAACUUGGUGACAAAAAGUUGAUCGUUCAACGGGCUAGUGUCGGAGCUAAAAAUACCACUGUCGCCGGCCAAGUAGCACCGGUUCAAAUCCAAGUUCCUGGCUUGUCAUUGGUCGGCACAUCGGGACCGCCAACGGAAGUGCUGUGUUUGCUGAACAUGGUGACACCGGACGAAUUACGUGACGAAGAGGAGUACGAAGAUAUUCUCGAGGACAUCAAAGAGGAGUGCAACAAGUACGGUGUGGUGAGAAGUGUCGAAAUUCCGCGGCCCAUUGAGGGUGUCGACGUGCCCGGUUGCGGUAAAGUAUUUGUUGAAUUCAAUUCGAUUGUGGACUGUCAGAAGGCACAACAGGCUCUGACUGGAAGGAAGUUCAGUGAUCGGGUCGUUGUAACAUCGUACUUUGAUCCGGACAAGUAUCAUCGUCGCGAAUUUUAAAGAAAAAGUUUUUUUUUUCUAAAUUUUCGAACUCAUUGGGCGCGUUUUACUCGUUUUUUUAAUUUAAAACAUUUUCUUUGUAUUUUUUGAUGUGGCCAUGGAAUGCGUGGCUAAUGAUUUAAAAAUUGUCAAAAACGUCAAUAGAUAUGGACCGUGUGUUGGUUAAGAAAACAUUUAAACAAAACAAAACAAAAACUGUAAACCUAACGAAAAUCUAACAGAAUUUAACAUUUAGCACAGACACAAACCAAUUAAUAAAAACAAAAA